Molecule: messenger RNA, 670 nt
Organism: Melanotaenia boesemani (Boeseman's rainbowfish)
Lineage: Eukaryota; Metazoa; Chordata; Actinopteri; Atheriniformes; Melanotaeniidae
Gene: bglap
Product: bone gamma-carboxyglutamate (gla) protein
Exons: 4
Coding region: 192-485 (97 amino acids)
Biological process (GO): regulation of cellular response to insulin stimulus; osteoblast differentiation; response to vitamin K
Cellular component (GO): extracellular region
Molecular function (GO): hydroxyapatite binding; calcium ion binding; structural constituent of bone
Source: RefSeq, a predicted model, not a curated record
GGUGUGUGUGAUAUACAAUCCCUCAGCCAAGCACACACCCAUGUCACAACGAGGGCCACAUCUAUAAACUGACAUUGUGUUUAAGUAUGUUCCUGUGAGAGGAAGACGGGCAGAAAGAGAGGAAAGAGAGAGAUACAGCUGCUCAAGUCUCAGGUCAAACUCUUGGAAGGUUGAAAGAAAGAAGCAAAAAGAUGAAGACUUUGCUCAUCCUGGCUCUGUGCUCCGUGGCAGUCAUCUGUGUGACUUCAGGUGCCGCCACCGGACCCCAGCCUGCAGAUGACAAACCAGCUGAUGAGGGAUUGUUUGUGGAGAGGGAGCAGGCCUCCACGGUGGUGAGACAGAAGAGAAAUGCCGGGCAGUUAUCCCUGACUCAGCUGGAGAGCCUGAGAGAAGUCUGUGAGGCCAACAUGGCUUGUGAGCACAUGAUGGACACAAAUGGCAUCAUUGCCGCCUACACCGCCUACUACGGGCCAAUCCCAUAUUAGAAGCAAGACCAAAACUUUACAGCUCAGCAAAGCUGCCUUUUUUCUUAUCUUCUUUUUCAUCUGCAGAUUUGCUUUUGAGCUGAACCUUUUCUGCAAGCGGAAUGAGAUCGUAGUCUUUCCUGCACAGACUUGCAAAAGUUGUAUCUCAGUAGUGUGAUGAAAGCAAAUAAAAGAAAAUAAAUCUC